AAAAGAAAACUCUUAACUUUGUCGUUUUUUCCAAUCUUGUAUUUCAAUCACUCUGGAAAAGGUGAUAAUUGUACUAAGGAAAAAGACAGUAGGUGGUGGAGAUUAUAUAUACAAGUUGCAGAAGAAGUAAGGAUACAUCAAAUUCUUUAUGGAGUACUCUGUGGAAUCUUUGGGAAGAGAUCUUAAGAACGUGAGGAAGUACUUCGGGAGUGGAAAAACAAAGGAAGCAUCAUGGAGAGAAUCACAGCUUAAACGGUUGCACAGUUUUCUAGUUGAAAGAGAGCAAGAAAUUUUGAAUGCCCUCAAGCAAGAUUUGGGGAAGCAUUGCGUUGAGGCCUUCAGAGAUGAGGUAGGAACGUUGGUGAAGACCUUAAACUACGCCAUAAAGCAUUUGAAAAAAUGGAUGGCGGGGGAAGAGGCUAAAUUGCCAAAAAUAGCACUGCUUUCCAGUGCUGAGAUAGUUCCUGAGCCACUCGGUCUUGUUCUCAUAAUCUCAUCAUGGAACUUCCCUUUUGGACUGUCCUUGGAGCCACUGAUAGGAGCAGUAGCUGCUGGAAACACUGCAGUUCUGAAGCCUUCCGAGAUGUCCCCUACUUGCUCUUCUCUUUUAGCCACCGUCCUUCCAACUUACUUGGACAACAAUGCCAUUAAAGUCAUCCAAGGUGGACCAGAAGUGGGAGAGCUACUCUUACAGAAAAGAUGGGAUAAGAUUUUCUUCACAGGAAGUGAAAGGGUGGGAAGAAUUGUUAUGUCUGCUGCAGCUGUGCAUCUUACUCCAGUGACUUUGGAGUUGGGUGGAAAAUGUCCGGCACUGGUUGAUUCUCUUACUUCUUCUUGGGACAGAAAGGUGGCUGUGAAACGAGUUUUGGUGGCAAAAUUCGGGGCUUGUGGAGGACAAGCGUGCAUAGCAAUCGAUUAUGUUCUUGUAGAGAAGAGUUUCAGUUCUACAUUGGUGACAUUGAUGAAGGAUUGUAUUAAGAAAAUGUUUGGAGAAAAUCCUAAAGAGUCGAACACUGUUGCAAGGAUAGUUAAUGAGAAACAUUUCAUGAGACUGAAGAACCUUCUCACUGAUCCAAGGGUGAAAGAGUCGGUGGUUUUUGGAGGUUCAAUGAACGAAAAUGACUUAUUUAUUGAACCGACAAUAUUGUUGGAUCCUCCACUUGAUUCAGCAAUCAUGGCUGGGGAAAUCUUUGGUCCGGUGCUUCCAAUUAUCACUCUGGAGAAGAUUGAAGACAGUGUCGAGUUCAUAAGCUCAAGGCCUAAACCAUUAGCAAUCUAUGCCUUCACGAAAAACCAAACUCUGCAGAGAAGAAUGGUAUCUGAAACAUCAUCCGGAAGUCUUGUUUUCAACGAUGCAAUUCUACAGAUGGAUACUUACCAGACGAUUGGAGUAGCUAAGAAAUACAAGGGCCUUUUUUAUCUUCUUAGUAAUAAUGUCACAACUACUUCUGAAUUGAAUAUUUCUCAUUCUGCCUUUCAUAACAGUUCUAAUGAUUCCUGUAAUCUGUGGCAUAUGAAACUUGGACAUCCUUCAAAUAAAGUUCUUCAAAUUUUAGCCUCUCAAUAUACUGAUAUUUCCUUUCAAUCUUUUGAUGCUUGUGACGCCUGUGCUUUUGCUAAACAAAAACGUCUUCAUUUUUCUGUUAGCAAAACUAAAUCUCCUUGUUUCUUUCACCUAAUUCAUGUUGAUAUUUGGGGUCCCCUCUCUAUUUCUUCUAUUGAUGGAUACAAAUAUUUUUUAACUAUAGUUGAUGACUAUAGCCGUUUUACAUGGAUCCUUCUUUUAAAACAAAAAUCUGAUGUUAAAAACUUACUUCCAAACUUUAUUCUCUUAACUGAAAAUCAGUUUUCAUGUAAACUUAAAAUUCUAAGGUCUGACAAUGGCAAAGACUUUUUUUCUUAAUGACUUUUACUCUACUAAAGGUAUUUUUCAUGAAACCUCUUGUGUUGCUACUCCUC
This is a messenger RNA of Vigna angularis (adzuki bean), 1959 nucleotides long. RefSeq names its product aldehyde dehydrogenase family 3 member F1-like. Bases 149 to 1903 code for a protein of 584 amino acids. Gene Ontology annotation, molecular function: aldehyde dehydrogenase (NAD+) activity; nucleic acid binding. NCBI's taxonomy places the organism in Eukaryota, Viridiplantae, Streptophyta, Magnoliopsida, Fabales, Fabaceae. Gene Ontology annotation, biological process: DNA integration; aldehyde metabolic process. Gene Ontology annotation, cellular component: cytoplasm. The transcript is spliced from 10 exons. The record is from RefSeq and is a predicted model, not a curated record.